AUGGUCAAAGAUACCGAGUAUUAUGACGUCCUUGGAAUUGAGCCAACGGCUACGGCUUUGGAAAUCAAAAAAGCCUACCGUAAGAAGGCGAUGUUGACUCAUCCUGACAAGCACCCAAAUGAUCCCGAUGCAGCUAGUAAAUUCCAAGCGGUUGGUGAAGCCUAUCAGGUUCUGAGUGAUCCCUCAUUGAGAUCAAGAUAUGAUCAAUUUGGUAAAGACGAUGCAGUUCCACAACAAGGCUUCGAAGAUGCCUCGGAGUAUUUCAGCGCAAUUUUCGGCGGUGACGGUUUCAAGGAUUGGAUUGGUGAGUUUACGAUGCUUGAGGGUUUGAAUGAAGUUGAUGCAGAGACGGAACCAGUUAAAACGGAAAACGGCGAGCAAUCUUCAUCAACGGAGCUCGCUGGUGCAGGCUCCGUAGCGUCCAAGAAUGAUGAGGCUAAGUUGGAUAAAAAACUCUCAAAAGCGCAGAAAGAAAAGAUGUAUGAGAUGGAGAAGAAAAGACGUGAAGAAAUCAAGAUUCAAGUCAAUGAGCUGGCUAAAAAGUUGAAUGGACGUUUGCAAUCAUAUAUCUUGGCAUCAAAGGAUAAUCGUUUGGAUGAGUUCACUAGCAAAUUGGACCAAGAGAUUGAAGAAAUGAAGCUGGAAAGCUUCGGACUUGAACUCUUGCAUUGUUUGGCAAAGUGCUAUAAAACAAAGGCAAAUAAUUUUAUAUUGUCCAAGAAGACACAUGGUAUUUCCAAACUUUACACUGGUGUUCGUGACAAUGCGAGAAAUGCAAAAUCUGUUUAUAGUCUUCUUUCUACAGGUAUGGAUGCUUAUAAAGCAAUGGAACAGAUGAACGAAACAAAUCUCGAUGAAAUGGAAGAAUAUGAACGAGCUAAAUUUGAGUCUAUGAUGGCAGGCAAAGCCCUAGGUGUCAUGUGGGCAAUGUCCAAAUAUGAAUUGGAGUCCAAACUAAAAGAAGUGUGUAAUCAGAUAUUAAAUGAUAAUACGGUUCCAACAAAAGAAAGACUCUUGAAAGCAAAGGGUUUACUGUUAAUGGCGGAUAAAUUCUCAAAGGCUAAGAGGUCACCGGAAGAGGCCGAGGAAGCGAGAGUUUUUGAAGAGCUAAUUUUAGGUGAACAGCAAAAGGAGAAGGAAAAGAAGAAAAAGAGAUCGAGAAUAUGA
This is a messenger RNA of Zygotorulaspora mrakii, 1167 nucleotides long. It is a transcript of the gene CAJ1, whose product is annotated as Caj1p. Gene Ontology annotation, cellular component: cytosol. Lineage: Eukaryota; Fungi; Ascomycota; Saccharomycetes; Saccharomycetales; Saccharomycetaceae. Gene Ontology annotation, biological process: protein import into peroxisome matrix. Bases 1 to 1167 code for a protein of 388 amino acids. The record is from RefSeq and is a predicted model, not a curated record. The transcript has a single exon.